This is a messenger RNA of Rhagoletis zephyria (snowberry fruit fly), 1846 nucleotides long. RefSeq names its product Carbonic anhydrase 3. Gene Ontology annotation, cellular component: cytoplasm. Lineage: Eukaryota; Metazoa; Arthropoda; Insecta; Diptera; Tephritidae. The record is from RefSeq and is a predicted model, not a curated record. Gene Ontology annotation, molecular function: zinc ion binding; carbonate dehydratase activity.
UUUUUCAGAUGACGUUUGCGAAAGAUUUUGCCUACUAUGGUGCCAUGGGACCCGAUCACUGGGGUGAGCAGUAUAGUACGUGCAGUGGCAAACAUCAGAGUCCAAUCAACAUCGAUUCGCUUAAUGUGAUUCGGCGCACCUUCCCGCAACCACUCAAAUUCCAAUGGUUUCAAUUGACGCCCAAAAAUGCUGAAAUCCUAAAUAACGGACACACUGUGGUGGUGCGCCUUGAAUACAAAGACGAACGUCCAACCAUAUCUGGUGGUCCACUUGAUGGUUCGUUCGCUUUCGAGCAACUGCACUUUCACUGGGGCGAUAAUGAUACCGUCGGUAGCGAGGAUCGCAUAAAUAAUGUCUCAUUCCCCGCAGAGUUGCAUAUGGUUUUUAGAAAUACGAAGUAUCAAACAUUUGGCGAAGCGGCAAAGCAUAGUAAUGGUGUGGCAGUUUUGGCAUAUUUUUACAAAAUAACAGAAGAUGAUAACUCGGAUUAUGCUGAAUUCACUGAGCUGCUACAGCAUGUCAUCAAACCAAAUUCGGUAGCCAAGUUCGUCGAUCCGCCAAAUCUAUGGGAUUUCGUAAAUGUCUAUAUGGAGUAUUAUACCUAUGUAGGAUCGUUAACCACGCCGCCUUGCAGUGAGGAUGUGACUUGGAUUGAUUUUAAGGAACCAGUUGGUAUAUCAACCAAACAGAUUGAGCAUUUUCGACGCCUGCACUCGCACGAAAACACGCCAUUGACUCACAAUUUCCGUCCACUGCAGCCGCUUAACGAUCGCACCGUCUUUUACUCGCUUCCAGUACCGGAUCUCGAUGACCCCGCCAUGGAUGCAAAUAGUGCAAUACCCUUUGUUGAUAAUUUGGCUGGUGGCGCAUCCAUGCGGAAGCCUAUUGAAAUCAAUUUCAUGAUCAUAAUGCUGAUAUUAAUUAGUUUAAUAACAACAACAAAGGCAGCGGCAUGUUUAGCUUAAGUAAGCAAAGAAAAUACUUAGAUAGAUAUUGUAAUAUGAAGUGGCUUGUAUUGCCUAUUAAUUUCAUGGUUAUUAUGUACUUGUCCAUUUGGUCGAUUUUUAUGGCCUAUAUGUAAGCCAUAUGUAUGUAUGUGCAUAUGUGCGUAUAUUAGAGAACGCGUACCACGCGUAAAAACAUAAUUUAAUACAACGCCAUCGAAUUGUUAAUUAAUACUAUCUAUAAUAUCUGUAAUUAAUUGUAUUUGAAAGGUAAUUUUCCCAAAUUAGAUUUACACACAUACUUAUAGUAAAUAUGUAUGUAUAAGCAUUAUGGUGUUUAACCAAGUUAUAAUUAAGUUAUUUUUUUAACAUAAAGAGAUAUGUAUGCAAGUACGAGUAAAGAAUGAAUUUUAUUAUAAAAGUAAUAAAAUUGUGAUUUAUAAUAAAAGAAAUACAAAUAGAUAAAAAUAACAAUUGUAAGCCCAUCGGAAAGGGUAUACGUAAUUUCUAUCCGAUUUUCAAUAGCCAAAAUAAAGCUGGUAUGUACAUUAGAGUGCCUCACCGAAAAAAGUUGCACGAACAUUCCACGAAAAUAGAUAUUUAUGAUAUAAGUAUAUCACUGUGGAACCCAAAGAAAAACCUAGAGUGCACAUAUAUCAGGUGUAAUAGCUGUUGGCCAUACGAACAAUGCCUCUCACUCAGAUUUACUAGAUUAAUUCGUGUUCUCGAGAAAACAAGUUUUCAUGAUUCAAAAAUCUGAGUAAAGCGGUAAAUUUUUUUUCUCCAAAUUUUGAAAAUGUAUGGUUUUAUUUUUGGUCCAUAUUUGUUGAAAAUAGCAUGCCAAGCAAAUAUAAGUCCAAAAACGAUGGAUUUUCAAAAUUUGUAGAAAAAAAAAUUGGCCG